Saccostrea cuccullata (small rock oyster) is the source of this 438-nucleotide messenger RNA. RefSeq lists its product as uncharacterized. Bases 1 to 438 code for a protein of 145 amino acids. NCBI's taxonomy places the organism in Eukaryota, Metazoa, Mollusca, Bivalvia, Ostreida, Ostreidae. The record is from RefSeq and is a predicted model, not a curated record. The transcript has 2 exons.
AUGGGCUUUCUGACUUCAAAAGAUGGGAUGAUUAAAAAGAAGGACGAUAAAAUAAAGAGAAAAUCAAACCAAAGGGCAUAUCUUAAAGAAAAUAAUCCGAGAACAAAAAGGACGAAGAUAAGAAUGAAGGAAAACAUGAAGGAAAAAAUAUUGAAAAGGCAGGAAAGAAAACAAAAGAGAAAGAAAUGGUGGCGAAAAUGGCAAAUAACAAAAAGAGAAGAGCAGAGAAGAUACAGAAGCAAAAGCAAGAAUUGCAGCGCAAGAGAGCGAAGGAGAUGCAGAAGGAAGGACAAGAACUGCAGUGAAAGAGAGCGGAGGAGAUACAGAAGGAAGAGCAAGAACUACCAAGAACUGCAGUUCAAGAGAGCGGAGGAGAUACAGAAGAAAAAGCAAGAAUUGCAGUUCAAGAGAGCGGAGGAGAUACAGAAGGAAGAGUAA